AUGGCAACCAAUAACAAACAAUGUCAGACUUCUGUCAACGAGCAUGUGAGCAUCUCAUCUUUGGAGGAAUAUGUUCAAGGAAUGUUCGAUGAGAGCGUGGCGGUGGAUGCUCUUGAAGUAGAGAGUUCUCCCAGCUCAGAGGAGGACGCGGUGCAAGCAGCUAUGAGCAAGUUUAAUCCGCCCGCGCGGCACACAGCCAGACACGACUUCGAUUCAGAGAGCGACAGUGAUUCCAGCCCCGAGAAUUUCAUUGGAAAUAUUUCCGAACAAGAACAGUCUCCGCAAAGAAAGAUAAAAUCUGCGGACAAGCACGAGCCGAAGAAGCUUGGGAAGGGCAGCGGCGGGAAGUCCAAGCAGCCUAAACGCCAUGACUCCUCUAAUUCCGAUUCGGAGAGCGGCGAGGAGGUGGAGAAUAGAGAGCUGGUGGUGGGCAGCGGGGUAGGGCGGAAGCGGGGGGUGGUGAUCCCGGCCGAAGGCGCCUAUGACCCAAAGCAGUUUCAGGAUCUAAAAGUUCCACCAGAAAUGGAGAACAUAUUUCAGUACAUUAUGAAGUACACCCCCCAGAAGAUAGAGCUAGAGGCACGGUUGCGCGCGUUUGUGCCGGAGUGCGUGCCGGCGGUGGGCGACUGCGACGCGUUGCUCAAGCUGAGCACGCCGCUCGCCGCGCCGCGCGCCACGCCGCUCGACGAGCAUGUGCUCGCGCACAUUGACAAUUUGGGUCUGACGAUCCUGGACGAGCCGGCCGCUGAGCAGAGCGAGCCAGCACUGCUGCACCUGCAGCUCAGAGCCAUCUCCAAGACAGCUGGCGGGAAAACCACGUUGACGAAAAAAAUUGAGGAAGCGGAGAAGAAUCCGAAAGCGAUCGAGCGCUGGAUCAAGGACGUGAGCGAGCUACACGCGGCCAAGCCGCCGCCCACCGUUACGUACACCAGAAAAAUGCCGGACAUAGAUAGCCUGAUGGAGGAGUGGCCAGAGGCGAUGGAGGAAGCCCUCAACGAGGUGGGCUUCCCCCCGGCCAGUUUGGACUGCAGCCUCUCGCAGUACGUGGAGCUGGUGUGCGCACUCCUGGACGUGCCGCUGCACGAGCGCACGCUGCACGACAGGAUCCAGGCGCUGCAUCUCCUCUUCUCGCUCUACUCCGCCGUGAAGAACUCGCAGUUGUACGCCGAGAGGCAGAAAGAGAAGGAAGUAGAGAAAUGA
This is a messenger RNA of Parnassius apollo (apollo), 1200 nucleotides long. The record is from the annotation of a GenBank genome assembly. Lineage: Eukaryota; Metazoa; Arthropoda; Insecta; Lepidoptera; Papilionidae.